Rhopilema esculentum is the source of this 15091-nucleotide messenger RNA. Its product is annotated as E3 ubiquitin-protein ligase UBR4. Gene Ontology annotation, molecular function: zinc ion binding; protein binding. Lineage: Eukaryota; Metazoa; Cnidaria; Scyphozoa; Rhizostomeae; Rhizostomatidae. The record is from RefSeq and is a predicted model, not a curated record.
CGAAAGCGUAAACUCAGGGCAAAUCUUGCCGACCGAAAGUAUGGCUGAAGGGGAAGAAGAAAGUUCUAGUUCCCUAGAAGCGGACUUAAUUACGCACAAAGUUCAGUUGUUGAUAGACCCAAACAGUUCAGCAAAAGAAGAUCAAAUCCAGAACCUCGAGCUUCUCCUCCGUACAGUAACUGAAAGGGAAAAUGAAAUCCUAGAGAGUUUAGGGGAGGAUGACAAGUUUUACUCUGUGUUGCUGUCAGUUGCAGCCCACAGGGUUGGCACCUGGAUUGAAUCAUGCAAAGAGUUUGCUGACUUGACAUUAAAAGCAGCAGACCUGAUUCUCAGAUAUUGCUUGGACAGAAUCCACAGUACAAAGACCCAUUCCUUUUUUUCAAAGUUGAUGCUAAUCAGAAUAGUUGAGGGCAUUUGCUUAGCACGAGGCUGUUUGGAAAAACAGGACCUUACACUGAUUGCGAACUCCUAUGAUACCUUAACAGUUCCAAAGUCAUUGCAAAAAUCAACAAAAACAGCAAAGCAGUUGAAAUCAUCAUUUGGCCUAAUAACUUCUCUAAGUCAAAUACCACUUCAUAUCUUACAGCAAAGCCAACAAACUCUUAAUCAGGGGACAGAAUGGCAAGACACAUACAAGAUCUAUUGUCGCCAGGCAAUGAGAAGUUAUAAUGGGGGUUCGAUUCUACUCGAGUUUGCACUAUGUCUACCCACUUUGACACUGUUUCACUGUUAUUUUGAUGAGAAGAGUUCUCCUGAAUCCUCAGAUAUCAAUUCUAUCAAUAUUAAAAGAAUCGAAAACCUUUCUGAGGAACUCGUAGCCAUCAACAGUAUGGUCAAUAUCCCAAGUGUCAUUGCGGUGAAGCCAGAGGAGCUGCAAAGGCUUGGCUCGCUUGUUUGCAGAUGUAUCAAGGCAACUCUCUUUGUUUCUAUUGGCUCUUAUGAAGUCAUCUGUGAGGAAGAGGUGAAGCAGACCGGGCGUAAAGAAGGCAUCUCUCUCGAGGAUCUGUGUCGAAAAUACACAUGGAGGGCCACGGAAACCAGUUUGUCCAUAUUCAAAUCUGUACUAACGGCUGUCAAUUCAUCAACGCGAUUCGGUGGUGCUAUCUAUCAGAAUGUGCAAGCAAUUGUUGCUGAUGCCAUUCUUAGUGGGUUCAAACUUGUUCUUGCUGCAAAGAGAAGCAGCGUUUCUGGGAAGGAAGAAGCAAAAGAGAUUUCCCGGAAAUGGAAAUGGUUUUCUGGUCUGAAUAUUAUGCUAGUGACAAUGGCUUCGCGAGUCGUCACGCUGAUGUUAUCCUUGAUUGAAGACUUAGAGCUGGAGAGCUUACCACAAGGGAGCUCAAGCGAGAAAAGCCACACGAUAAACUACUUGUCGAUAACCACCCAGUGCUCUGCCUGGCAAAGAAUGCAAUGGCUCUUGGCUAGGAAUAAUCUGCCACAUCUGCUUUGGAAUCUAUUUCGUGCUUCGUAUUCCAUGGCAAUCAAGAUAAAAGACAUCAAAACAACACAGGCCCAAGAACAGGCCAGAAAUGAAGAGAAGCAAAAUGAAGCCAGUGAGAGCGAAAGAGCGUCCGCUGCGGAGGAUAGUGGGGAAGAAGAAGGAUCUCUCUUGGGUCAGUGGUUGGAAAACAUAAUGUCAGAGUCGACAACUUCUCGUGUUGAGCCGAAAAAGGACAAAGUAGAGGAUGGAAAGUCAGAAGUUGCGUACACACAAUCAUUGGACAUUUUCGUUCUUCUUGGCAACAACUUACUCGACCUUUGCACACGAUUCUUCCCGAUUUGUAUGAAGUACAACCUCAGUGACAUCGUUGAUAGAAAUUUCACCAAAGAUGGUUUAAAAUCACUUGCUGAAAUGGUGAAUGAGAUUGACAAAACUGCAGAUGACCUAAGCUCGAAAGAAGAUAUUGGAUUUUGCUUCAGGAGUUAUCUUAUCAUGCUACAUUCUUCAAAAGUGCUUGACCAAACGAAACUGGAGUUCUUGCUAUCAGAGCUCGGCCUAGGCGUCGAUUACAAGCAGCCAGGUGAUUGGCCACUGUACGUUUCACCGACUGUUUUGUCAUUGUUUGCACGGCUGGCCUUAUCCGAGCAAGAUGCUUGCUUGAGGGGCGGAAGCUCUUCUGCAGACACUCCAAGAAGUAUUUAUGCAUGGAAGGGGCUGCUUCACACACUUGCAAAAUCUGCACAAUCUUUGCCAGAGAAUAUGGAUUUGAACGUCGAGCACAUACAAACGCUGGCUGCUUUAUAUCUCAACUUCUCUGAUGAAUGCAAAAGGGAACUCAUUAAAACUUGCAUAGAUGCAUUGGGUAAAAUUGCAGCAAGGCCAUUUGAAGAUUUUCCUCUAAGGACCUACAGACUUGUUGUUAUAUUGGAUUUCAUGUUCCGUUGCUUUUCAAGGAUUCCAAAUCAACUGUUGCUUCAGGUUUCAAAGAACAUCUUAAACAUUGCUCCUAAAAUCGAUGGUAUCAGACAACAGGAAUUUAUUAGCUGUACCUUCAAAGAAGAAGAAGCAUUUCGAAACUUGGUGAAGAGAAUGAGUCCAUCUCCAAUGCAAAAUUCGUUUCAACAACAACAGCCAAGGUUCUAUGAGUUGUUAGCAGAGGAUUUUAGCAGGCAAUCACCAGACUUCAAGGUGUUCCAGUUCAUCCAAGACUUUGAUAUUGCGAGUGCAUCGUACAAGGAUCUGUACCAAGAUUUCUUGAACUUGUCAGUCUUACUGCUUCAGUUUAUCGAAUCUCAUCAUGCAGAAGAGGAAAGUAUUCUUCAAAUUGUUGCUGCACGAAGCUGUUUUCAACAUAUCUGGAAAUUUUUUCAGUGUAUGCCUCCACCAAUAUUGCUUCUACAACAAAUGCUCGUACCAGAAAAGGCAUUAGCUUCCAGUGAGAUGAUACUCUUCUUUUUGAGAGUAAUACCUAUGUUUUACGCAAACCGUAAAAGAUCUGUUGAGGAAAUUGCCAAGAUUGUGUUGAUGUUUGAUGAGGUCAUCAAUGACGACGCCUUGAAGCUUGUUGGGAAACUCGUAGAAGAAUGCCAAAAGACCGCAUAUUUAACACAGCUGAUCAUGCACGUUGCAAGUGACGAGGGGGUCGAAAUCCUUGAUGGGAAAUGCCAGUGGAUACGGCUCAUGUUGAUUGAUGCAUUGUCUUCCAUGUCCCAUGUUCUCUUUGAAAGAUUGGUUAGUUGUGAAACACAAAAUGAGGAAGACAAGGAAAUGAUAGCAAAGAUGGCAUGGCUUGUUUUGAAUAACACCAUCGCCUGUCACAGAAAAAUCAAAAAUGCAGUAAUUACACACAACAACGAGAAGAUAAGCCAAGAUAUUGUGGCAGUCUACAGCAAACUGAUUGGAACAAGCACUACCCACACAGUAAAAGAUGCUGGAGAGCUCAAUUUUGAUAUAGGCUUGCCAAGUGAAAUAAAACAAGCUUCUGAAAAGUGGAAAGAUGCCCUGCUCACGCAGUUUCCAUCUCCAAAGAAAAAGACGGAUGAAUCCGGCGUUAUCGAAGAGGCUGACCUGUCGUCAUUUUUGGAUGGCUUGAUCAAUGCGCAUGUCUCUGUUUGCGUCACAGGUAUAUCAUUUAAAGAACCCGCAUUCACGCUCAAGCACCUUCUUAAAUCUUCCAUCGGCUUAAUGCAUGAUAUGUUAGAGUGGUUAAAGAAAAACUCCGAGAAUCAUUUUCAGAUGAUUCAAGUAAAUGCCAUUACAGCGUUUGUCAAUAUAGCAACAGAUUCUAUUGUUGACCACGUGGCAGAUUCUGCCAAUCAGAUACUGGAAAUGACAGUUGGCUCUGGGGAUGGAGAUCGCCUUCAAGAGAUUAUACAUUCUCAUCUGUUAUCUCUCUGCUUUUUUGUUGUUGACGAGGAAAUCAAUAGAGUUGACAGAUUCAUAACUUCAGAACAGACAGUCCUACAGUGCCUUGCAUUCAUCGAGUCAUCUCUUCAAAGAUCUGAGGCACCGUGCUCUGCUGCAAGCUAUUUUAGUACUGGGUACUAUUUCAAACUAGCUUCGAUUCUUCUAUCAAUAAGGCUAUCGAAAUUCAGCAAGUUCUAUGCCUCAAGAGUGCUUCAGAUGUUUUCAAACCUGCUGCUUUCACCUGACAAUGCGCAACAAGGUAGUGUUCGCAAAGCAGUUGUUCAGAUCUUCAGCGUUGAUGCGGUCGACUUGCAAGACUGGCUUUUUUGUGAGAUCAUGUCCGAUUCGAAUACCGAAGAGGAAGGUUCCAAGAAACAUGGCAUUAUGGCGCUGCAGAAAUUCGUUAACUGCAUCAUACAGGAACAAGAAGGGGAUCUAGAUAGUAUUCUUGAUUCAGCAAUGAAUGUUUUUGCUAAACUUAUCAAGCUUCAUAUCGAAUCACCCAAUGAAACACGUGGCGUUCCUUAUGGCGAUUUUCUGGAGGUCCUUGUCAACAUUGCUUCAGCAGUAGGAGCUAAAGGUCAUCUAAAGUUGCUGCAAGCCGUUCAGAAUUGGAUCAGUCUUAGCCGUAUUGCGUUGGCAGCCAAUUUCAAAGAUGUCGAGCAAAACUCUGUUUCUGUUGAUGAUGAUCUGAUGAGCUGCAUUGCUUCAUUGCUGCGAUACAUCCACCAGAUUCUGUCGGCUAUGAAGAAGUAUUGCUUAAAAGAGAGUAGCAGUCUGACAUUGCAACUAAGCUAUUCUGAAUCUGAUUAUGGGAGCAAAGAUCGUACGGAAGCCGAUAUCGAUGAUGAAGUCAACACAGAUGACGAGGACUCUGGAGGGGAGGAAUCGGAAGAAGAAUCUCUUUGCAACAAACUAUGCUCUUUUACAAUGACACAGAGAGAUUUUAUGGACCAGCAUUGGUAUCAUUGUCACACAUGUAAAAUGAAUGACGGGGUCGGAUGUUGUACCACUUGUGCCAAAGUCUGCCACAAAGAUCACGAUGUCACAUAUGCGAAAUAUGGCUCUUUCUUCUGUGACUGUGGUGCGAAAGAGGACGGAAGCUGCAAGGCAAUGACAAAGAGAACAGCCGUUACUGGUCUCUCUAAUACGCGGAGUAUGCCAUCAUCUCCAUUCACAGCUUGGUCAGCAGAAAGCGGGGAAGCGGAUAAGCGACAGCGAGGAGGAGCAGCAUCUGAAGCGAAGCCUGAUAUAAAACGAGGCAAAAGCAUAGAGAAGAAGCCUUCUUCAGACAACUGGUUCCAAGACACCAGCUUCAUUCAUUUGCUGUCAAGCUUGCUCAAAGAAUCUAAAGACGAGAUUAUUGAAGCUUUGAGAAGCGAGAAAUUCAUGGAAAUGUACAUGAGUUUGUUGAGAGAUCUUCAAGAGUACAGAGAAAAUGUCAAUAAAUUUCUUUGGGAAUGUUUCCAUAAUAUGCGAACAGUGCACCAGGCACUGCAAUUUCUCUACUGCAACGAAAAAGACGUGCAAACUUCAGAUCAACUAAUGAUUCCUAUCCUUGGAUCUCAAGAAGGAGCCUUUGAAAGUGUGCGCCUGAACUUCAGUGGAGAGCAAGGUCAGACUCUCAGGCAACUGAUAAAUGCACAUGUGCUACGACAUUCUGCCAUGUGCUUAAUGGCAUCAACUAAUGGCAAGAAACAACAUCUUGCAGUGACCCACGAGAAAGGAAAGAUCACGAUUUUGCAACUCUCUGGCCUGCUCAAGCAACCAGAUACAGCAAGCAGGAAACUCACUUUGAAUCGGCUCUCGUCCACUACGCUGCCAUUUACAAUCGUCUCAAUUCACAGCAACCCAGAAAAUGAUGAUGCCCUAGCUGUUUGUGGACUCAAAGAUUGUCACGUGAUUACAUAUGGGCAUUCUGGCUCAGUUGUAUCCCAUCUUGCUCUGCCUUUGCAAUUGGAGACUGGAAAUUUCGUCAUCAAAGCAAUAUGGGUGGCAGGAGAACAAACAAAAUUAGCAUUACUCACUGCUGACUUUGUCAAGGUAUAUGAUUUAUCGAAAUCUGUCAGCUCCCCAAUAUACUACUACAUCCUUCCUGGUGGCAAGGUUAGAGAUGCGACGUUUAUCAACGAUGGUACAUCUCUGCGUAUUGCAGUUAUGUCUUCUCAUGGACAUAUUUACACAGAGGUUAUGAACGAGGCAAGCAAUGCCUCUGGUGGCGCGUUUUUCCUAACAGAUGCAGUAAUGGUGUCCCAUCCAACAUUGAAAGACAGUAACGGGCAAGUCGCUGGUGGUGGUGUCUCUCUCUACUAUUCACAUGUUCUCAAACUGGUUUUCUUCAGCUACUCCCAAGGAAAAAGCUUCAUAGGUGUCCCGAACAAGUCAUUUUCAGAAAUGGAAAAUAUCUUCAACCUGUCGACUGCAGUUUCGAGCCAUUCAGCGCUUUGCCAGUGGCAUGAAAUAGCAGGCCAGCCUGGUUUACUGCACUGUGUAAACCAAAGCACAGGGAACCCAGUUCUAGUCAUGGUCAGACCUGAAAAGAUUUUGAUCCAAGAAAUCAAGGGAUCUUCAUCAAAAACAAAGAUACAAGACGCAGUGUGUUACUAUCAUAUGUUCCCAGUCACCAGAAGUACAGACACGACAAUACAGCAGAAAACAACGAUGAUUAUUCUCCUUGAAGACGGCAGCUUGCGCAUAUACAAUGCCCACAAAGAGUAUGCUAGCUACUGGCUUAAGAAUAAAUUCAAACCAAAACCUUUCGUUCCAACACCUUCACCACCAAGAAAGACCAAAACCUCUCGAGCUAUUGCAUCAUCAAUGCAAUCAAAUGCAGCCUCUUUCCCAAUCGAUUUUUUCGAACAUUGCCAGGCAACAAAUGAUAUAGAAUUUGGGGGAAGCGACAUAUUGCAUAUUUACAACAGUCAGCAAGUGAAGUAUCGUCUUAACUCAUCUGGGAUGUAUAUCGCCAGCACUAAGGCAAGUGGAUUUAAAAUAGAGAUAUCAAACACAAAUACAUCAAAUGUGAUGGUUGGCCUUCGUGUCCACGUGGGCAUGCAAUCGCUUGAAAAGAUCCCAACCUACAUCGAAGUAUUCGGCAGAGUGAUCCCAUUGAGGCUCAGCAGGGGCCGUUGGUUUGACAUUCCUUUUACAAAAGCUGAAUCGCUCACAGCAGACAAAAAGAUCACUGUUACUUUCGGCCCAUCGUCGGAUUCUUCUGGCAUAAACAUGGUUGAUUCAAUAAAAGUACAUUGUAAAACAAAAGAAAGUUUUGGAUGGCCGGAAGAUCCACAUGAAACUGCUGCUCAGGGCACGGAUGUGCCUCAUGAAGUUGGAUCUCCUUCUAGACCCACUGAUCAAGCAGAAUAUGUUGAUGUAUCUAUGUGUGAACCGCUUCUUACAAAGCUUCUGGAGACAUUGCAUGAUCAUUUGGUGUGUUUUCCUAUUGAUGAAGAGGCACCCGUUCAUCAAGAGUUGCUUGAUUUUGCAACCAAACUGGUGACUGCCCUUGGCCCUGCGAGGCUGCAAAACCAAGCCAAAAGCCUGAUGGCAUCUCUGUUCAGUUCAAGGAAUGACUUCUUUGACAAAAAGGAUGAUGCUCAGAUCAAGUAUGCUUUGGAUCGCUACAAAACUGCCACUGCAGAUGAUAAACAAGUUUCUAACGCAGCGUACAUUGAAUCUAUACAAGAGCUGCUAAUUAUAGCAAGGGCAGUUGGAAAUGCUAGGCCCAAAAAUCUCAUCAAAGCCCUAAAAGAAUUUGAUAAAGACAAUGAUGUGCUUGAUAGUCUGAUGGCAUCAUUUUGGAAAUUAUAUGCCGCGAGACCUGUUAACUACAUGCUAGCCCCAAUCGAAGCACGGGCCAUUGGGACUUUAGAUGGUACGAUCGAAGCUCUUGUCGAAGUUCUAUUUGCAGUAUUGCUUGGAGACUCUGAUAGGUUCCAAAAACUAAUGGAUAUCAUCAUUAACCUACUGCUUAGCAAGGACACAAAAGUUAGUUUUGCUGCAAAGCAAGGUCUUUCGCAAGCAAUGCAGCUGAGAAGAAAAGUGACCGUGGUUCCGGAUCCGAGUCCAACUCAAAGCGAAAGUCCAGGAAUCGAAGAGUUGAAUCAAGGCAGCACAUUGAAAGAUGAAAUUCAGGAAGCAGCUGAUCAGCAACAACCCGUGCCUGAAAUACAAGAAAACAGCUCGUUUGCUGAAGGUGUUAUCGAAGAACUAGAACCCCAGCAAAACGGAUUGCAAGUUCUUCUUGGAGGCGAUGAUGCUGUUAUGGAGCUUGCUCUUGCUUUGAGCCUUCAAGACCAGGAUACAGAGAAUGUUGAUGAUGAUGAUGAUGACGACGAUGAGGAUGACGUCGACCUUGAAGAUGAUACUGAUGGACCCCUGCCCGAAGAUUUGGAUGAUUCAAUUAUGCAGGAAAGUGACCAAAUAAUUGGAGCCGGUGGCUCUGGGGACAAUACGGCGCUUCUCGAAGGGCCUGCUGCAUCAGGAGAACUAUCCAGAUUGCGAAAAGGAUCGCACGAUUCGGAAAGAUCCUGUCCUCCAUCUUCAAAAAAUAACAAAGUUGUUGAAAUAACCGACGUGGCGCUUGAAGCUUCGUGGAGUAAGAUCUUCAACCUGUUCAUUGACCGUUUGCAAGAUCUCAAAACGGCUGACGGUGUCCAAGCCAUUCCAUUCCUUCAGGUCCUCCUGAUGCUCUGUUCAAGUCUAACCGACUCGGCAGAAGACCAGCAAAGUUUGGAGAAAGUUGUGUCAGCAUGCUUGGAUGUCUUAGACCCCGAUGACAAGGUAACUGGAAAUAUCGCUGAACGGAGUCCAAAACGAGAAGUGCAACUAGUCAUUAUCCGUUUCUUCAGCGUCUUGAUGUCACAGAGCAGACCUGUUGAAGAUGUGAGCCGGGACAAAGAGUCAAGUGAAGCUCGAAUUAAGGCAAAACCAGGAAAAACUGUUGCGAAGAUUCUUGCAGAGAAGGGAAUUGUGGGUUACUGUCUGCAGCUACUUGAAAGUCUUCUUCCUCACUGGAGAGAACUGAAAACAGAUGUAAAGACCGAGGCAUCAGAUGAAGACGAGGUUCUACUGAAAGUCAAACCAUACCAAAAUCCACCAGACAUGUCACCUUUUUUCUUGAAACAAUACGUCAAGAGUCAUGCCAACGAUUUGUUUGAAGCAUUUCCACAAUUGGUUACUGAGAUGGUGCUUAGGAUGCCAUAUCAGAUUUGGAAAAGAUUGGAAAAUUUGAGUGACCUGGAGACAGGGCCGUUUGAUAAGCAAUGGAUUCAUUGUCUCUGUGAGUACAUGAUGGCAAACGAAACACCUUUCAUAAAAAGACACGUGAGAAAGCUGCUUUUGGCUCUCUGUGGCUCAAAGGAGAAAUACAGGCGAGUAAAGGACGUACACACAUUGAAGUCUCACGUUAGCAACAUACGGAGUAUUCUCCAGCCAUCAAGCCUUUCUGAUGCACAAGCAAGUUUCACUUAUGAGGACACCGUUCGUCUGGCAGACAAUUGCAAAGCAUGUGCCGAUAUUGCGAUGGCACGUGUUGAUAACUGGCAAGCUUUCUGUAAAGAAGAAAAAGGUGUGCUGCCAUUUUUGGUGCAAGGCAGCUGUCGUCUCUCUUCUGAACAUGUUUCUGGUAUGUUCUUGCAACUGAUUGGUUUAGCACUUGGCAAUUCAUCGCAAAAAUCUACAUCUAGCAAAGUAGAGGAUAGGCCAGAGAAGGCUGGAAACAAGGGUCACGUUAAGGAGCUUGUUGGUAUUUUGUUUGAAAGUUGCUACAGCUCGUUGCUUUCAAACUUCAUCAAGUUCUUUUUACUUGAAUCAAAUUCAACAAGCAUGAGAUGGAAGGCCCACGAGCUGAUGUAUACAGUCUUCAGGAACGUAUCAUCUGAUCAGUGUGUUCGCCUCGUUGAGCUGAUGUGGCAGCUGUGGAGGUGCGUGCCGUUCUCUGGACACAAGGCUGCUCAGUUUGUCGAUCUUCUUGGCUACUUCACUGUCAAGACUCCUGAAAUUAAGGAUAAAAUGAAGCAUUACACUAAAACAAUUUGCUCGCUGUUGUCUUUCUCGAACAAUUUGCUCAUGAACCAUCCAAAUGCCAGUGUUUAUAAGCGCCUGCAAAGUCUCGUGGAAGUUGGUGGAUUCUACUUGGAAAACGAUCCUUGUAUCGUUUGCAACAAUCCAGAAAUUCCUUUUGCGCAUACAAAGCUGACAUCGAUUAAAUCUGACAUUCGAUACACCACAACAGCCCAGCUAGUCAAGCUCAAUGUUAACUACACGAUUUCCCGCCUGUUACUUCGCAUAUCAGACAUCAAGAGGGCAAAAAUGGUGAAAACAAUCAACAUCUAUUAUAACAACAAGCCUGUGCCGUCAGUGGUGGAGCUGAAAAACAAGAAAAACAUCUGGCAACGGGCAAAGAGAAUAACAUUAACAGCGGAGCAAACUGAUGUGAAGGUCGAUUUCACUUUGCCGAUCGUUGCGUACAAUCUUAUGAUUGAAUAUGCAGAUUUCUAUGACAAUAUUCAGCUUUCAGCAGAGUCUUUGCAAUGCCCAAGAUGCAGUGCCAGUGUGCCAGCAAAUCCUGGAGUAUGUGGAAAUUGUGGUGAAAACGUCUACCAGUGCCACAAGUGCAGAGCAAUAAAUUAUGACGAGAGAGAUCCUUUCUUGUGUACAUCUUGUGGCUUCUGCAAAUACGCCAAGUUUGAAUACACAUUAGUUACGAGGCCAUGCUGUGCUGUCGAGCCAGUUAAUGAUGAAACAGAACGCCAAUCGGCCUUGAAUUCUGUCAAUACACUCUUGGAAUCAGCUGACAAAAUAUACCAGCAACUUUCGAACCACAAACAAUCGCUUGAGACAUCUUUGCGCAGCGUUUCAGAAGAAAGUAGCACAUCGGUUAAGGCUGUUAGCGCCUCCUCAGCAGCACCCGGUGGCGCUGCCGCAUCUAGCGCAGCUCUUGUCAACAAGAACAUCCAAAGCAUUGCGCAGAAAUACUGCAACGACUGUAAAACAUCAUUUGAGGAACUGAGCAAAAUAAUUCAGAAAGUGACAGCCACUAGGAAGGAGCUAUCUUCGUAUGAUCAAAGACAACAAGAGGCCCUAUCAACAAUAGUGGCAACAAGCCCAGGUGCCUCUCCGGACCCUACAGGAGACUCCCCGUUCUCGCCUAUGGAUUCACUUGUGUCAUCAAAGGGAGUGAAACGUCAGAAAGAUGAAAUUGCUGCUAAUAUGAUGGGAAAAUGUUACGGAUGUGCUUUGUACACAGUUGGGCAUUGUCUCACGAUUUUAAGGGCUUUUGCAACAGUUGAAGAAUCGCACAAUUGGAUGCUGUCACAGGGACUUCUCCAUGAGCUGCUUGAACAUAGUUUGCAGCACAAAAGACCACAAGUUACAUCUCUUGCACAGAAGUUGAUAAUAUUAAUGACAACUGGGAAUUUCAUGGCGACAAAUGAAUUGAACCAGAUGAUUAUGAGACAAGUGUCGUUGUCCCUUGAAUCAAAGGCUGCCAAUGUCAUAUCUGAUAUCUCGCUCCAGAGCCAGAUGUCAGUCCUUGGACUUUCACUGAAUGCAUUGGACGAUUGUUGGGACGACCGAUUGCGUUGUGUUUUCAAUUUAUUUCUUGAUUCAAUGCGUGAUAGCAACACAGAUGUCCUUGAAAAUGUGACCCUCCCGUGUCUGAAAAUUAUUGCGAAGAGUAUUCAAGAUGCAACUACCAAUACGGAAGAAAAGGGAACAAAAGACGGAGCAGUUAAGCUUCGUGAUGUGAAUGCCGUUAAGUGGCUGAAUGGUAGUUCACAGCACACCUUGGCCUACUGGCGUGCCAAAAACCCAGUUCCAUCAAGAGACGAGUAUUUGGCUGAAAAGUAUGGUGGAAUCUGGUUGCGGAAGUUAAAGGUUCAGAAAAAGCCUGAUAAGGAGAUAGGCAUAACUGGCGAAGCAUGGUUGCGUCUUCUGCUCUUUGCACCGUCAUCCAGAGCCAUUCGAGAAACAGUUUGUGGGAUUCUUGAGAACCUCUGCCAGGUUGAAAGCAAGAAAAAGAAAUUGCUCCACAUCUUUACAAAGUUCUUGGAAGAUCUCCACGCUGCUGGUGAAAAUGCUAGUGACUUCUUUAGUCUGUUCAAAAACCUGAUCAAGUCAUCUGACUGGAAGAGAUACCUAGUCGAGUGUGGUCUUUUGGAAAGAGUUACUUUGCUUAUUAUCAAGGAAGUUGAUUACUUGAAUUCGCUCGAGAACAAAACUGUUGGUUUUGAUUUAUCCCAAGGAUUUGCACUCCAUGCUCUUGCAGAUAUAUUGAAAAUGCUGUUUGAAGAUGACGUUGUCAAGACAACCUACAAGUCCAAAUUUGUUGGACACGUUUUGCAGUGCUAUUUGUCUCUCAGACGCCUCGUUGUCCAACGAACAAAGCUUAUAGACGAUGCGCAAGACAUCUUGCUAGCCCUUUUGGAGGAGCUCACAACUGGAACAGAAGCCGAAGAGCGUGCAUUCAUGGCGGUCUGCAUUUCUGCAUUAAAAGAGUAUCCUGUCAGUGACAUAAGGACCCCAGUGUUCAUUUUUGAGCGGCUAUGUAACAUAAUUCACAAGGAAGAAAAAGAGGUGGAUGAAUUUUUCCUGAUAAUUGAAAAAGAUCCGCAACAAGAAGACUUUCUGCAAGGACGCAUGCCCGGGAACCCAUACUCUUCUAAAGAAUCCGGUUUGGGUCCUUUGAUGCGUGAUAUAAAGAAUAAAAUCUGCACAGAAUGUGAAUUGGUUGCCCUGCUUGAAGAUGAUACUGGGAUGGAGCUCCUUGUCAACAACAAAAUUAUCAGCUUGGACCUUCCAGUUUCUGAUGUUUACAAGAAGAUCUGGUGUGCAAAGGGUGAUCGCCCAGAAGCCAUGAAAAUUGUCUAUCGAAUGCGAGGUCUACUUGGCGAUGCGACCGAAGAUAUGGUUGAAAAUUUAGAGAGUGAUAAGGAUAAGGACAUUGACGAAGAACAUGAAUAUCGUCAAGCAGCUGUCAUUUCAGAAGUUGGUGGCUUGGAUGUCAUUCUCAAAAGGCUUUCUCAUAUCCGAAACCUAUCUCGAGCCCAAGAACUUAUAUCCGUGAUGCUCAAGUUGUUCGAAUAUUGUGUCAAAGUCAAGGUGAAUCGCCAGUAUCUAGGAAAACCAUCAGUGAAUUCCCUGAAGAUUCUGCUUGGAACUCUGAAUUUAGCAUUGCGGUUGGAAAAAGAAAGAGGCUCGACAAGUGGAGGGGCCAUGAUUGCCGAGCGACUUCUAAAUAUAAUGGGCAUCGUUUUACACGAAGCAAGUGAGCAAGCAGAUCAAUACCAGCUUUCGUCUUUGCCCGGUGAAGAAUCCCAGCUGGAGCUGCUGCUUGGUCACAUCACGAGCCCUUAUGUGAGAACCAACCCAAACGUUCUAGAGGCUAUGAUGCGACUCAUACCAUCGCUAUCUUUUGGCAGCGAGCAGAGCAUGCGUACCCUUAUCAACCACUUUCUGCCUUAUCUCAACUUCAAUAGUUUUGAUCAGGAAAGAACAGCCGAUGAAACUUUGUAUUUGGAGUGCUUCUGUGUCAUAAGUAACGGCAUUUCUAACACAUUGAGUGGAUCAAGACUGAAAGAUCUGAUUAUCGACCAUCACAUACCACAACGUGCUCUUGACUAUCUCACUGAACACACACCUCCAAAGUCAUUCAGUGCAUCUGGAAUUCUAGACGCUAACAAAUGGAAAGAAUUCCUUGUCCGACCUGCGUUGCCCUAUGUUCUGAGAAUAUUAACUGGUUUAGUAGGGGGGCAUUCAGGGACCCAGAAUCUUGUUGGCACAGAAGAAAACAUUGCUGUGUUUCAUCGCCUUGAACAAGUUUCCUCAGCAGAGAGCGUUGGUUCACUUGCGGAGAACCUGGUCGAGGCUUUGCGUGAAAACCCAAUUGUUGCUAAAAAGGUGCACGCCGUUCGAAGACAGACAAGAGAAGACAAAAAGAAAAUGGCUUUAGCGAUGAGACAGAAGCAGCUUGAAGCCCUUGGCAUGGUGGUUACUGAGGGUGGACAGAUAAAGGCAAAGCCGUCGUCAGUGAUCAAAGAAAUGGAAGAGUUACUGGAAGAAAAAGGACUGAUCUGUUGCAUUUGCAGGGAGGGAUACAAAUUCCACCCAAAGAAGGUUUUAGGUAUAUACACCUACACCACAAGGUGUGUCCUGGAUGAGUUUGAGAACAAGCCGCGAAAGACACAGGGAUAUUCGUCUGUCUCUCAUUUCAAUGUGAUCCACGUUGACUGUCAUAGCGAAGCAAUCAGACAUGCAAGAUCGAGGGAUGAAUGGGAGAGUGCUGCGCUGCAAAAUGCAAAUACGAAAUGCAAUGGCCUCAUUCCUAUUUGGGGUCCAAAGGUUUCAGAAUCAGCAUUUGCGACAUGCCUGGCCAGGCACAACAGUUACAUACGUGACUGCACUGGUUUCCGUGAAACAACGCUACAUCUAACAGUUCACGACCUCAAGCUAUUGCUUUUGAGGUUUGCCCAAGAAAAAUCGUUUAGUGAUGAGGCUGGUGGUGGCGGAAGAAUCAGUAACAUCUACUUAUUCCCAUAUGCUGCUCAUGUUGCUCUGUACAUCCUGAAUACUGUCCGCCUUCAUUUGACGGAAGAUAAAAUCUUAACUGCCUUUCUUGAGUUGCCUCCGGACAAGUGGAAAGAUUCCGCAUAUGAAGCUGAUGGUCCUUUGUUUGUGACAACGCUGUCUUUGCUCACAAUGCCGCUCGCCACUUGGAAGGAGAAAAGGCUGACGUUUUUAAGACGACUUUUGAUUCUUGCUCAUGCACGCAGCAUUUCCCAAGCACCUCUUAAGAAAUGGCCGGAUGAUGAUGCUGUCAAAGAUUUUUCUGUUUACAAGCCAGCCCUCAUAUUCUACGAGAUGACCAAUCAGUUCCACUUGAUAUUCAAGAACAAGAUUUCGUCAUCUGACCCAGAAUGGACUAGCUCGAUGUCAAACUAUUUGCGGAAUAAUGACGAAGCGAUCCUAAAAGCGGCUGACAAGCUACUUGGCUUUUACGAAAAUGAUCUUUUACCUUGUGAAUCAUUUGAAGAGUUCUUUGAUGUCGCGGGUCUGUUAACUGAAAUUGAGAACCCUGCAAAUUUCAUCGCGGAAACUCUGGUCAUGACGCAAGGGAACUGAUGAACUGCGAACAUUGUUAAACUUAAUAAUUACUAUACCCUUGACUUGUUUGUUAUAUCUUGUUAUGUUGUUAAGCCUCUACUGAUUCACAAUAGCAGCCUGGGUUUCUUAGUUUAUUCGAAUGGG